UCAAACUGUCUACCCAUGGACGAAUGCUGCUGCUCAAGGAAUGGAGCGGACAAUUGUGAUAGGGUUGGGAUGCAGAGAGUUGUGGAGGUCGGGGUGGCGAAUUAGGGCCGCCAGGGGAGGCAUCCGAAUGUGGGGCAAGGAAACCCGUGCUGUAUUAUCAUGGCACUUACCCCGUCUUCGUUCCGCCCACAGAAACUGAAAUCCAUACUGGACUGUUUUUACGUGGUAACAUACCAAGCAUAUUGCCUAUUCCGGAGAUCUUUUCGGUGAACCAGGAAACAUGGCGGACGAUGAGUUCGAUCUGUACGGCGACGACCAUUAUGAUGCCAGCUCGAACGAUUUGCUAUACGACGACCUCCUAGCAUCCACCAACGUCAAGCGAGAGACAAAUGGCGGCGGGAUCGGAGAUGGUGGCAGGGAUCAGAAAAUGGACUUUUUGACGAAUGACGAGGAUGAUGUGCUGAGUUUUGGGAUGAACGCUGAACAGGAGGACGCGCAAGCAGCGGCAGCAGCGGCGGCUGCAAACUCCUCACAUAAGCAAGAGUUUAAAACCGAGCAUGGAGAUGGAGGUGAUGUUCCGACACCAACCGGCGGGAAUCUGGACCAUGGGCCGAGACGUGACAGUACUGUGUCCAUGGGCCCAGGGAGCGCUGGUAUCAUAGUUGGGGAUUUGACCUGGUGGACGAGCGACGACGACCUCCGCACCGUCGCAGAAGACGCUGGCGUCGGCGACAAGCUCAUCGCGCACGAAACGACCUUCCAGGAACACAAGAUCAAUGGCAAAUCGCGAGGAUCUGCGUACAUGGCGUUCACGACUGAGGAGGCGGCAUUGGCGGCCAAGCAGCUGUUGGAGAUGAUCGAAAUCCACGGCAAAAAACCCACAGUCCAACUAGCCGACCCGACGUCCCACCGGCGCAACCCCUUCCGCACUUUCCCCAAAGACCCCAAAAGCACCACCCACCCCAGCACAAUGCGCAACAAUAACAACUCCAUCAACGCCACCGCAAACCCGUUACUAGGACCCCAACCCCCGCUCCCCCCACUUCCCGUCGUCGGCGGCGUCGGACCGAUGCGCAAUAGCGUGAUGCGGACGGGACAGGCUAGGGCUGCGCCGUAUACCAAGUCUCGGCCUGUAGGAAUGCCCCUCAACUUCCCCCCCAAUCCCAUGGGAAACCCCUCAGGCGGCGGCGGCACCCUCCCAACCCUCCCACCAAACGGAUUCCCACGGCCACCAUUCAUUCCUCCGCAAAUGGACUGGCAGCAGGAAGACUUCUACGGUGGUGGUGGGCGAGGGGGGCCGAUGUAUGGUGGUGGUGGGAUGGGUGGGGGAGGUGGACCGGGGGGUAUGGGAGGCGUGGGGAGGAUGGGGAUGGGGAUGGGUGGGGGAGGGGGUGGAGGCUACCCGCCACAGCAGCCGAGGGGGUAUCCUCCAGGGCCGGGGGCCCGGGGUUGGCGUUGAGUGAAGGAGUUUUGCGCGCCAUUGCCGAGAAGCCAUUCAUUCUCG
This is a messenger RNA of Fimicolochytrium jonesii, 1504 nucleotides long. RefSeq lists its product as uncharacterized. Gene Ontology annotation, cellular component: mRNA cleavage and polyadenylation specificity factor complex. The record is from RefSeq and is a predicted model, not a curated record. The transcript is spliced from 6 exons. Gene Ontology annotation, molecular function: mRNA binding. Bases 281 to 1459 code for a protein of 392 amino acids. Gene Ontology annotation, biological process: mRNA alternative polyadenylation. NCBI's taxonomy places the organism in Eukaryota, Fungi, Chytridiomycota, Chytridiomycetes, Spizellomycetales, Powellomycetaceae.